Molecule: messenger RNA, 1104 nt
Organism: Glycine soja
Lineage: Eukaryota; Viridiplantae; Streptophyta; Magnoliopsida; Fabales; Fabaceae
Product: endochitinase PR4-like
Exons: 2
Coding region: 58-900 (280 amino acids)
Biological process (GO): carbohydrate metabolic process; chitin catabolic process; cell wall macromolecule catabolic process
Molecular function (GO): chitinase activity; chitin binding
Source: RefSeq, a predicted model, not a curated record
CAACCUUGUCUAUCAAGUGUGAUCACACAUUAGUUUGAUAGAAUUCUCCACAACAAGAUGAUGAUGAUGGGGAACAAUGUGCAUAGCAUUGGUGUCAUAGGAGUGAUGGUGAGUGGCUUAGUGUUGAUGAUGGUGUCAAAAGGUGUGAGUGUGAGAGCUCAAAACUGUGGGUGUGAGGCAGAGUUAUGUUGCAGCAAAUACGGGUAUUGUGGGAGUGGUGAUGACUACUGUGGCAAAGGAUGCAAAGAGGGUCCUUGCUAUGGCACUGCCACACCCAACGACGAUGUUUCCGUGGCCGACAUCGUCACUUCCGAGUUCUUCAACGCCAUAAUCGAUCAAGCAGAAGACCAUUGUGCUGGCAAGAAUUUCUACUCACGAGAUGCCUUCCUUGAUGCUCUCAUUGCCUACGACCAGUUUGCUAAGACUGGUUCUGUUGAUGACUCCAAGCGUGAAAUUGCAGCUGCUUUUGCUCAUUUCACCUACCAAUCUCGACAUUUUUGCUACAUAGAAGAGAUUGAAGGUGCAUCAAAGGACUACUGUGACAAAACCAACCGCCAUUACCCGUGUGCCCAUAACAAAGGUUACUAUGGACGUGGACCCAUCCAACUAUCAUGGAACUUCAACUACGGGCCAGCAGGGGAGAACAAUGGUUUUGAUGGAUUGAACGCUCCAGAGACAGUGGCCAGUGACCCUGUUAUAUCCUUCAAGACGGCGUUGUGGUACUGGACACAGAAUGUGAGCCCUGUGAUGAAGCAUGGUUUUGGUGCAACCAUUAGAGCUAUCAAUGGUCAUCUUGAAUGUGAUGGAGCAAACCCUGAAACUGUUCAGGCUAGGGUCAAUUACUAUACUGAAUAUUGUUCACAGCUUGAUGUUGCUCCGGGAGAUAACCUCACUUGCUAAUUAAUUAUUUGCUACUCAAUGUAUCGAUGGAUAAUUGGAUAUGAUAUGACAGAUAUAAUAUCAUACAUAAUUCGAUUCCACAUAUUAGUAGAAGUGAACUGAUAGUGUUGAACAGUUUAAUAGCUGGAAGAGGUACAUGUAUAAGCCUCCCUUUAUCAUAUAUGAUAUACAUUAUAAAAUAAAGAGUUCUACUUGUGUUUAAUA